This is a messenger RNA of Gracilinanus agilis (Agile Gracile Mouse Opossum), 1253 nucleotides long. RefSeq names its product CKLF like MARVEL transmembrane domain containing 6 (gene CMTM6). Gene Ontology annotation, cellular component: membrane. NCBI's taxonomy places the organism in Eukaryota, Metazoa, Chordata, Mammalia, Didelphimorphia, Didelphidae. The record is from RefSeq and is a predicted model, not a curated record.
AUGCUUGGGCGUGGUCUGUGGGACGGUGGGGAGAGGACUGGGGUGCCGGGACCCGUGGAGCAUAGGGGCAGUGAGGUCUUUGGUGGCGCGAGUCAGGUCUGGGUUCCCAUCUGUCGCUCUCCCUCUCUUUGGCCGAGAAGCUCCGGCUUCUCCAACUCGGGCUCGCGGCCUCUUCAUCGUCCCACCUCGUCCUCGUCCGCUCCCUCAGCCCUUGCCGCUGCCGCUGCCGGCAUGGAUAACAGGGAGGUGUACAGCUCCACCACGGAGGCGCACCCGGGCUCCACGAGCCGGGUCUUCGGCUUCAACUGCUCCGUGGCCCGGCCCAGUCGGAUCCGGGGCCCCCUCAAGCUGAUUGAGCUGGGGCUGUCUCUGGUGGCUUUUGUCUGUGAAGAGGUCGUGCCGCGCUGCACGCGCUGUUCAGGCCUCUACUUUUUCGAGUUCGUCAGUUGCAGCGCCUUCCUCCUGAGCCUCCUGCUGGUGGUCGUCUUCUGUACCUGUUUGUUUGACAAAAUGGACAAAGACAAAGUGGUUAAGGCGGACUUCUUUAUCACUUUGAUAACUGGAAUUGCACUUUUGAUAGCAUCAAUAGUCUUUUUUCACACCACUGAUUGGACCAAACCUGAAACUGCUGCAAUUGUAUUUGGAAUUUUAGCAAGCAUUAUAUUCUUAUUCGAUUUUGUUGUGCUGCUGGUCGAAAAAUAUCUGAAGUCCAAGACAAGGAAAUCUGAAAACGCCAAAGCAUCAGAAGUUACCAAGCCACUGAAUGCUUAGGCAAAUGGCUAGAGGAGGCAGGGAUGAGAGGGUGAAGAAGCCAAGGAGGAAGUUCUUAUAAAUGAUGGCAUUCUACUCUCUGUAGAUUAGCUUCUUUUGUCAACUCACUUCUGGGGAGUUUGGGGUGGGGGAGGAUGAGGAGACAUCCAGUUUAGCUAAGGGCUGUCCACGUUGCCUUCUUUCCAACUACUACUAAAAUGUGUGCCUUAAUGAAGACGUUUUGUUUUUGCUAUUUUUUCUUUAAAAUCAUCAAGUGACAAAUGUUUCUGUAAGACCACCACAGGACCCUUGACUAGGUUGGCUUCCAAAUAGCACCGUGGGUUUUUAUAAAUGGGAUGAAAUGUUCUUAUUGUCACCUGAGCUUAUGGAAUUAAUUAGCUUACUUGAAAUUUUGGGGGAGAUUAAAAAAAAAACAAACUAACCUAAAAAUUGAAUGACUGAAUUGUAUCUUAAUUGAAUAAUAUUAUUUGACAUAUUUAAAA